Mya arenaria is the source of this 927-nucleotide messenger RNA. Its product is annotated as macrophage mannose receptor 1-like. The record is from RefSeq and is a predicted model, not a curated record. The transcript has 4 exons. Bases 1 to 927 code for a protein of 308 amino acids. NCBI's taxonomy places the organism in Eukaryota, Metazoa, Mollusca, Bivalvia, Myida, Myidae.
AUGACACGUGGUUUCCUCGUCGACGGAAUCUCACGCGACCUGACUAAUUGCCCUGGUACGGUGGAGCACGGGAAAUACAUUUUCCCGUUUCGACAAAAGUGCUAUGAGUUUGUCAUUUAUCAGAAGAAGUACUGGGCAGACGCAAGAAAUGACUGUAAACACAAGGGCGGGGACCUCGUUUUUAUUCGCGACGACAGCACGCAAAAUUUCAUCAUGGCGACGCUUGGUUACCUUGGCAACCAGGAGAAUGGCAUCUGGAUCGGACUCACAGAUCAUCGCAAGGAGCUUCACUGGGAAUGGGUGGAUGGCUCGCCACUGUCCGGCUACUCCCACUGGGCCCACGGCCAGGGUGGUGCUAACUUUCUCCACCUGACCCAGGACUGCGCCCAGAUCCGCAUGGACGACCACGGGCUUUGGCACGACCGCGAAUGUCACCUGUGGCCAAACACUUUCUCGUACAUUUGCCAGUUCAACAUGUUGCCGACAACAACGACAACUACCACAACAACAACCAAACCAACGACAACUACUGUGUCAACUACUACUAGCACCACCUCAUCAACAACAACGCCAACAACUAUUUCGACUACAACGACACCAAAACCGACAACAACAGUGAAGACGUCAUUGCCAACUACGUCUACAACGACUAGUACAAAACCCAAAACCUCAAUGAUCACAGAACCUUCGUUAACGUCUGUAACGUCAAAAAUACCAGCAACGACAUUGCCAACUACACCUACAACGACUAGUACAACACCCAAAACCGCAAUGACUACAGAACCUUCGUUAACGUCAGUAACGUCAAAUAGACCAGUGACGUCGGAAGUUCAAUGUCGUGACGUCAUAUGUUCAAACGAGUGUCCUGAUGGUUAUUCAGGAGUGUUUGUAGGAUUGGACGGGUGUAUUGAAUGUAAUUGUAACUAA